GUAUUAUUAGGAGAAAACAAAGUAAAAGCUUCAAACAUAGAAGCCUCUCACAGGUUUGCCUUGGAAAGAUCAAUGGUUCAGCGUAAGACUGCUCAAGCUUUGUUAGGGCAAGGACAUGGGAGGAGACUUGGACCGGAGAUGAUGAAGAAGAGACCAAGAACUAGUAGGCUUCCUCAACCAACGACACCGGAGAAGCAGAUCGUUGCUAAAGUCACAGGCGGGUCACCUAAUUAUAUGAAAGGAACGAAGAGUUCAGAGGCUAGGAGACAGAGCCACAGUGUUCAAGCUGGUAUAGAAAAGAAGAGCCAGACCGGUAAGAAACUCGAUUCUUGCACUAGAGAUAAGAAACUGAGUAGUAGUAGUAGUAGUAGUAAGUCUUUGAAAAAGGGUUUGAGUUUCAAGAGAAGUGGUAGGAGUAUUCGUUGUGGGGAUGUGAAUGCGCAUAGAGCAACUUGUUCUUCGUUUCUUAAAAACUCAAAGUUCACAGAGGAUAUGAUGCUUACUUCUCCUGCUGUCUUGAAAGUCUGUCCUUAUACGUACUGUUCACUCAACGCGCAUCUUCACCGCCAAUUCCCACCUAUUCAAAGCUUUAUAUCCACAAGGAGACGCUUCUUGAAGUCCCAUGCAGGUAUGAAGAUGAGUGGUGAAUGUGAUGAUGGUUGUGUGGAAAUCUAUGUUGAUGAGGAGAAAGAAAAUAGAAGCACUCGAGAAACUGAUAGCAAAGUAAUUGAUUCUAAGGCUGAGAAUAUGGAGGUGGAAUGGGAAGAGGCUGAAGAUUUAGAUUCUGAAAGUGCAGAGAUGGUGAGCUUACUAGAAGGGGAAGGCAUUGAAUCAUGUGGCUAUGGUAAUGAAAACAUCGGUAUGAUGACUGAAAACUUUGCGAUUCUUGAACAAUCCGAAAAUUCAAGUGAGGAUCAAGAACGUGAAGAGGGUGGUUUCUCGGAUAACACAAUCAACUCUUUAUUAUCUGAACAAGAUGACAUCAUUCUAGGGAAUGCUCUUGAUGAGAAGCUGGACUCCAAGGAAACAGAAGGUUGGAAGGCGGCAGAUGGAGAGAAAGUGAAAGAGCAGAUUAAACUUGCAUCGAAAACAGAGGAAACUCUGUUAUCUCUUGCACAAAAACCCUGCAACCGAGAAGAGUACACUGAGGAUUGGAGGGGAUUCAACCCAAGAGAACCGAAUUACAUUCAAACUACCGCAGAGCCGAGCAGCGAAACAGUUGAUCUCAAGCAUCAGGACAUGGAUGAGAGGAAGAAGGCAGAGGAGUGGAUGAUUGAUUAUGCUCUGCAACACACCGUAAGUAAACUUGUUGUAGAAAGGAAGAAGGAUGUGGCAUUGCUCGUUGAGGCAUUUGAAACAACAGUACCUAAAUAACCUUCACCAGUUUUCACUUAAGCAAGACACCUUCAAGCUUGCAAUUAACAUGCUAUCAAAGCCUUGGAACCAAGUGAGUUUAUGAAUGAUGAACUCUUUUUUUUUUUUUUAGUGGAAUGGAUUUGAGAAUAAUUGGGAAAAUGUGACUUAAUCAAAUGCUGAUGAUUUU
This is a messenger RNA of Arabidopsis arenosa, 1543 nucleotides long. Lineage: Eukaryota; Viridiplantae; Streptophyta; Magnoliopsida; Brassicales; Brassicaceae. The record is from the annotation of a GenBank genome assembly.